UACUUGGAAGUCUCCAACAGUUACGGAUAUCCAGUUCAUCAUGCGCUUCACUCUGCUCGCUGUCUUCCUCUUCGGAGUGAUCUUUGCUAUUGUGUCUGCCGGUGGAAAUGGCGGUGGCGGCGGUGGAGGUGGCCAAGGAGGCUGGCAGAAGGGAGGUGGAGGCGGUGGCGGUGGACAAGGAGGCUGGCAGCAAGGCGGAGGCGGUGGCCAGAAGAAUGGAGGAGGCGGUGGAGGCUGGCAGAAGGGAGGCGGCGGCGGCGGCGGUGGCAAGCAUGGCGGUGGAAAUGGAGGUGGUGGCAAGCACGGAGGCGGCGGCGGUGGUGGCGGUGGCGGUGGCAAGCAUGGAGGUGGCGGUUGGUAAAUCUCCCCCCAAGGAUUCCCCACAUCGAACCACUGAAACUACGCCAGCAACUACCCAAGACCUGAUGCAGAAUGCCAAACUAAAAUCUCCUAACAGCACAAUUCUCAUGACUCUUUCCUAAACUCAACUCCUUUAUUCGCGCAGUUGUUUUCUUGAUUGUUUAAUCGAAAUAAAAUUUAAUCUCUUGCAAUUCAAAA
Messenger RNA from Drosophila eugracilis, 558 nucleotides. Its product is annotated as ctenidin-3. The record is from RefSeq and is a predicted model, not a curated record. The transcript has a single exon. NCBI's taxonomy places the organism in Eukaryota, Metazoa, Arthropoda, Insecta, Diptera, Drosophilidae. The coding region runs from base 41 to 361 and encodes 106 amino acids.